AGAGCAUGCCACCUGUUUGACUGAAUGAAUAUUCAAUUGAAAAUUGACCCCUAGAAAAGGGAACGAAAGAAAUAUGAAAGAUAAUUAACCAUGGAGGAUAUGCAGUCGGCAACCGCACAACCACAAGACACUCCAGCAAAGUCUAGUUUAACGAAAGGAUGCCUCUAUUUCACCACGUCCUUGCAAGAAUGCUUUCGUUACAUUAAGGCAUUCUUUGUUGGUCAGGGGAAGAAAAUGACAGCAAGAAGUGAAGAGGAAGUGAUACAAGCUGAUAUGGUGAAAGCAAAAAUGGAAGUCGAGGCUACUGAUGCUGCUGAGAAAACCAAGAAGCGACUUGAUGAUAAAUCCAGCUGAUUUUUCUGAUAUGUUUCUUUUUCAUUUUCAAUAGUAUUUGAUUAGGUAAUCCACCCGUCCCAUCCCACUCUAUGUUAUUUGGAGAGUCAAAGAAAUUUUUUUAAUCCG
This is a messenger RNA of Lycium barbarum (goji berry), 462 nucleotides long. RefSeq lists its product as uncharacterized. The transcript has 2 exons. Lineage: Eukaryota; Viridiplantae; Streptophyta; Magnoliopsida; Solanales; Solanaceae. The record is from RefSeq and is a predicted model, not a curated record. The coding region runs from base 91 to 354 and encodes 87 amino acids.